Messenger RNA from Sorex fumeus (smoky shrew), 1706 nucleotides. It is a transcript of the gene DCUN1D4, whose product is annotated as defective in cullin neddylation 1 domain containing 4. The transcript has 11 exons. The record is from RefSeq and is a predicted model, not a curated record. Gene Ontology annotation, molecular function: ubiquitin-like protein binding; cullin family protein binding; ubiquitin conjugating enzyme binding. Bases 102 to 980 code for a protein of 292 amino acids. NCBI's taxonomy places the organism in Eukaryota, Metazoa, Chordata, Mammalia, Eulipotyphla, Soricidae. Gene Ontology annotation, biological process: protein neddylation; positive regulation of ubiquitin-protein transferase activity. Gene Ontology annotation, cellular component: ubiquitin ligase complex.
GCGGGUCCUCUGCUCGGAGCCGAGGUGCGGCGAGCCGGUGGGGGGACCGCAGGGCUAGCGCGGGAGCCUGGGCGGCGGAGCAGGGUGUGAGCUGCCCGAAAAUGCACUCGGAUGCUGCCGCUGUCAACUUUCAGCUGAACUCUCAUCUCUCAACACUGGCAAAUAUUCAUAAGAUCUAUCACACCCUUAAUAAGCUAAAUCUAACAGAAGACAUUGGCCAAGACGAUCACCAAACAGGAAGCGUGCGGUCUUGCACCUCUUCAGACCGCUUUAGUAAAGUGAUGCCGCCGCGGAAAAAGAGAAGACCUGCCUCUGGAGAUGAUUUAUCUGCCAAGAAAAGUAGACAUGAUAGUAUGUAUAGAAAAUAUGAUUCAACGAGGAUUAAGACAGAAGAAGAAGCCUUUUCCAGUAAGAGGUGCUUGGAGUGGUUCUAUGAAUAUGCAGGUACUGAUGAUGUUGUAGGUCCAGAAGGCAUGGAGAAAUUUUGUGAAGACAUUGGUGUGGAACCAGAAAAUGUAGUUAUGCUUGUUCUUGCUUGGAAAUUGGAUGCACAGAACAUGGGUUAUUUUACUCUACAGGAAUGGUUGAAAGGAAUGACUUCUCUACAAUGUGACACAACAGAAAAACUCAGAAAUACUUUGGAAUACUUAAGAUCAUUAUUAAAUGAGUCUACAAACUUUAAACUUAUUUACAGAUAUGCAUUUGACUUUGCACGGGAAAAGGACCAGCGCAGCCUAGACAUAAACACUGCCAAGUGCAUGUUGGGACUGUUACUAGGAAAAAUCUGGCCCCUUUUUCCAGUUUUUCACCAAUUCUUAGAGCAAUCAAAAUAUAAAGUUAUUAACAAAGACCAGUGGUGCAAUGUGCUAGAAUUUAGCAGAACAAUUAACCUUGACCUCAGCAACUACGACGAAGACGGAGCGUGGCCAGUUUUGUUGGACGAGUUCGUGGAGUGGUAUAAAGACAAGCAGAUGUCCUAGGACUUGAUGCAUCACAGCGAGAGAGUUCCUGUUACCACAGUUUUGUCCACCAUUAGCCAUAAAUUGCUGUUUGUAUCAAAGCGCAUGCUGCUUUUCUUGCACUGUCUCCCUUCUGCAGGGACGUGUUGGUGUUUGCUAUUGAAUGGGCCAGCUCUGCCUGCCGUGUAGCAUUGUUCUCUUGGAAGGCUGCUUUGCAGUUGUCUUUCCACUACAGAUUGGUGAAUUUGCCAACGUCCUCACUGUGAUUAUGUGUAUAUUGCUGUUUAAAUUUUGUAUAUGUGUAUAAAAAAACAAAAGCUUCACCUAGAGAUUAUUUCUGCAAAAAUGUAUUGUAAAAAUAAUUUUGUGGCAUAUUUCUAGUCCCUCUUUUUUUUUUUUUUUCAAAUGAACCAGUUCUACUUUAUUUGGUCUCAACUGUAGCAUUUCAGGAACCCAGACAGGAAUGACGGAUACUGUGAGCAAACGUUGCCAGAAUUCACUGUAUUUAAGAGGCCAACUUUGGGAAGGAGGUGGGAGUUAGAACUUUUCAGAGGCACAUGCCAAAUAGAAUCUGGUUUACUUAGACGGUAGCAUUUUAAAAAUGAAAGUUAUAAUUAUUUGAACAUAUAAACACAUACCAUGCCACAAAUCCAUCUCCAACAUGCGAGGUGUAGGGUUUUUUUUUCUAAUGUUCAAGCUGUAGUAAUUUGAGUAUAGGUACAAAUAAAUUAAAAUAGCACUUUUUUU